Messenger RNA from Phytophthora sojae, 231 nucleotides. RefSeq lists its product as hypothetical. The annotation marks the transcript as partial. NCBI's taxonomy places the organism in Eukaryota, Oomycota, Peronosporomycetes, Peronosporales, Peronosporaceae. The transcript has a single exon. The record is from RefSeq and is a predicted model, not a curated record.
GGGCCGUGGCUGGUUAGGAAAAGCGUCAGAGCGAAGCCUCUCAUCAUCGCCAGAGCGCUCAAGACGACGUUCUACCAGACGCCAACCUACCUUGAAGUGGUGGUGGAUAUCUGCUCGGACAGGAUCGCCAAGCACGUGACGGCACUUUGCCGUUCGCACUCGACCCGUCUAACGGUGGAUGUGGGCUACGUCAUUGAAGGUCGAGACGAAGCCGAGCUACCUGAAGCAUUA